Molecule: messenger RNA, 2364 nt
Organism: Theileria parva strain Muguga
Lineage: Eukaryota; Apicomplexa; Aconoidasida; Piroplasmida; Theileriidae
Gene: FEN1
Product: Flap endonuclease 1
Exons: 3
Coding region: 1-2364 (787 amino acids)
Molecular function (GO): 5'-flap endonuclease activity; DNA binding
Source: RefSeq, a predicted model, not a curated record
AUGGGAAUUAAAGGACUCAUCCCGUUUUUGAGUGAAAAGGUGCCUUCCAGUAUUAGUGAAUUAUCCCUGGAAAGUUUGUCUGGAGAAUCUCUUGCUAUAGACGCUAGUGCUGCUCUUUAUCAAUUUACAAUUGCCAUCCGAGACUCCAGUUACUUUAGUUCUCUUGUGAACUCUAAGGGAGAAUCUACAAGUCACAUCUACGGGUUGAUGAACCGUUGUUCUAAGUUCUUGGAAUAUGGAAUAAAGCCUGUGUUUGUUUUUGACUCAAAACCUCCAGAAUUGAAGACGAAAACGCUGGAGAAAAGACGCCAACAAAGAGAAGAGGCCAACGCCAGUUUGAAGAAAGCUAUUUCGGAAGGCGAUAAGGAGUCAGUCAAGAAGUUAGUAGGCCGUACAGUAAAGGUAUCGAAGGAAAUGAACGAGUCUGCAAAGAAAUUGCUUCGUCUGAUGGGGGUUCCAGUUAUAGAAGCAUUAGAAGAAGCAGAAGCACAGUGUGCAUACUUGGUAACCAAGAAUUUGUGCCGUUUCGUGGCUUCUGAGGACACUGACACUUUGGUGUUCGGAGGGGCGUUUCUACUUAGAAAUGUUGCUUCAAGUAGCAGUAAGAAAAUCCUCAAAGUAGAUUUACAAAAGGUUUUGGAUGGGCUGGAAUUUAACUUCGAUCAAUUUAUCGACUUUUGUAUACUCUGCGGUUGCGACUACUGCGACACCUUGGAAGGAGUUGGACCAAAAACUGCAUAUUCUCUGGUAAAGAAAUACCAAAAUUUGGAAGAAAUAGUUAACUUCAAAGGCGGCGAUUACGAUGACUUUAAAGAGGCAAAGGAAUAUUUUUUAUCACCUAAGGUUAACGAAUAUGAUGAGAAUAGCGUGAAGUUGGGCACGAUAGAUCCUGAGGGACUGACUGAAUUUCUGGUCCAAGAAAACAACUUUUCGAAAGAAAGGGUGGAGAAGUUUAUUGAAAAAUUGCUAAAGUUCAAGACCAAGAAGAUACAAACAUCUUUAUUAUCCUUUUUAACAGCUCCGCAACAUAAUAACAAGGCUAAAAGUUCGAAUAAAAGACCGAGAGAACCAAAAGCUCUGGAUUGUAAACCUAAUACCUAUGGGUCUGGGAAGGGGACAAAUGUUGUUAAAAAGGAAAGUUCAACAAUCAAAAAAGAUGAGAUUGAUCUAACUGCAGAGGAUUUAUUCUGUGAACCUUCAAAUAGCGAUAAUGAAGAAGAUGAUAGGGGGCGUGUAGAUAAGAACGAAGAUCUAUUUAAGAAGUCGGAAAAUGAAACAAAUGAAAUUAAACAAAAUCAAUUUAAGUCAAAAUCUGAUGAGAAGAAAAAACAAGAAGAACACCACACAAUUGAAUUUAACUUUAAUCACAGGAAAGUAAUACUAAUCGACGAUGACGAUGAUGAGGUUGUAACUACAGCUAACAGUGAAAAAAUGAAUUGCGAAAUUGAUAAAGUAAAAGAGGAGGAAUUGAAUAAAAAAGGUAAUUUAAACGACGUAGUUUGUUUGAUGUUUUGCUUUCGCAUCCUAAACCAACUAAAAGGUUCAAAAGGUAAAUCUUUUUUUACAUGUCAAUUGACCAAUUCAAACCUGGUUUUUCACCACUAUUUCACUAAAAAUUAUUACACAACUGACUCACACGAGACUGCGGAAACUCCUAGUUAUAACCCUCAUAAUAAAGAUUACGUUUAUGAAAAUGAAACAUACAAAAUCUGCGGAGUCCCUAUACCGAACGGUUUAAUUCAAUUUAUUGUGGUUGAAAAGUUUGUUCCAUUUGUUACAUUUUAUGACAUUUUAACCCACCAAUCAUCUUCACAGGCAAUUACCCCCCAAAAUAACAUCUUAGAAUCAAACAUAUUUGAAAAUAAUAACCUACUCUCUACAUUCCGAAACCAACUGCGUGAGAAUAUUGAUGCCGAUGACAUUAAAUUAUCCGAAAUUGAAAAAAACAGGUUGAAGAGAUUGGCUGAUAUUAGCUAUUCACAUGGGACAUCAUGGGAUAGUUUAGAUAAUUUAUACUUAGAUUUUUAUCGAGCUAAGCAAGAAGCACUAAAAGCAUGGGAACAGAACAAGCACCAAUUGAUAAGGUUUGCUAACGAGGUUAGCAUAAAUAGAAUUAACUCUAGUAAAUCCCUAAAUCAAAUGAAGGGUUCUGGAAGGUUAAUUAAGUUAUUUACACAGAAAUAUUAUAAUCGAUGGCUUAACUUAUAUAUGUCACCCUUUUCUACUGGAAUGUUAAUUAAGUACCUAAAAGCUCACGUAACCUCUGCACUUUUAAAUAGAGAAAAUUACGAAGCAAGGGGCGAAAGUCUGAAUAUUAAGUUCACCCAAUCGGAUAUAAACCCCUACUUUCAGAAACCCAUUUAA